Messenger RNA from Paramuricea clavata, 336 nucleotides. NCBI's taxonomy places the organism in Eukaryota, Metazoa, Cnidaria, Anthozoa, Malacalcyonacea, Plexauridae. The record is from the annotation of a GenBank genome assembly.
AUGGGUCAUAGAUUUUGUAUCGAAUCGACACCAAAGGAACAAGCUAGCUGGAGAUUGUUACUCGUAGUGGGGAGCAAUUUCAUUCAGGGUACCACAGGCACCAAAUUGGGCCUAUGGCCAUUCAACUUGAUGAUUAAGGAUCUAGACAUUGCCUCGCAAUGGAAAUUUGUUAAAGAUACUGCAACGUCGGAGAUCAUUGAGAAGGGACAUGUCAGUAACGCUCAGAGUCUAAUCAAUGCCUGCUCCACCAAAUUAGGAGCAUUCAUAGCUUUCCAUGUUGCCAGUUCCACUGGUCAGAUUAUUAUUAACAAUUUAUUAAAAAAUUACGAAAGUUAG